GAUGGAUUUGGGCGCCAGUUCGUUUCCUGGAGUGUUCGGGUGUGCAUCGUGCGUCUGAUUCUCAACGACCUGAUCGAGACACGACUCUCGCCACCCACCGCCCAUCCAUCCAUCCAUCCAUCCACCCACCCACCGUCCACGCCCAUCCCUUCCUGGUCUCUCUCUAGCUCUUUCUUCCCUCGAUCUGGUUGUUGUUCUCACCUGGUGGCCCGCCAAGAAGCAUGGCUCAAAACGAAUCCACCACUGACCGCCUCAAGGCCUUCAAAAACAAGGGCAAGGACAACGAGGAACUUCGUCGCCGUCGCAAUGAAGUUAGCGUGGAAUUACGCAAGGCCAAAAAGGAUGAUAUGCUUAGCAAGCGACGCAAUGUCGACUUGACCGAUGAGCCUUUGAGUCCGCUGCAAGAAAGCAAUGGGCAGUCGGAAUUCCAUUCCCUGGACGAAAUCCGCGAGGGGCUCUUGGGACCUGACUUGACGGCCAACUUCCAGGCGACACAAGCCGCUCGUAAGAUGUUGUCGCGCGAGCGGAAUCCCCCCCUCGAUGCGCUCAUCGAGGCCAAUUUGGUGCCACGUUUGGUCGAGUUUCUGACCAUGGAGGCGGCUCCCAAAUUGCAAUUCGAAGCCGCUUGGGCUUUAACCAAUGUCGCGUCCGGCACACCUCAACAAACCAUGGUCGUUGUGGAAGCUGGGGCCGUGCCGCAUUUUGUGGCGCUGUUGCGGUCACCCGAUCGGAAUGUGUGUGAACAAGCCGUGUGGGCGUUGGGCAAUAUUGCGGGUGACGGCGCCCAAUUGCGUGACUUUGUCGUCAACAACGGGAUUGUCAAACCUCUGAUCGCUUUGGUCGACUUGUCGUCGCCCGUAACGUUCCUCCGCAAUCUGACCUGGACCAUUUCCAAUCUGUGUCGGAACAAAAAUCCACCCCCCUCCAAUGAGGUGGUAGUUCAAUGCUUACCCGCUUUGAAAGCCUUGAUGACCUCUCCGGAUGUCGAAAUUCAAGCCGAUACUUGUUGGGCCCUUUCUUACUUAACGGACGGUUCUGAUGAACGCAUUCAAACUGUGGUCGAAUCGGGUGUGGUGCAUGGCUUGGUUCACCUGCUCCAAGUGGGUGUGGUACAAGUCAUGACCCCAGCUUUGCGAACCAUCGGUAAUAUUGUCACCGGAAGCGACACGCAAACCGACGCCGUGUUGCAAGCCAAUUGUCUGCCUGUCCUGUCGUUGAUCCUUCAACAUCAGAAGAUGGGAUUGGUCAAGGAGGCGGCUUGGACCAUCUCGAACAUCACGGCAGGCAACAACAAUCAGAUUCAGAUGGUCCUAGACGGAAAUAUCAUCGAGCCUCUCAUUGGCGUCCUCGAAAGAGGCGAUUUCAAGGCGCAGAAGGAAGCAGCUUGGGCCGUCACCAAUUUGACGUCUGGUGGGACCAACGAGCAAAUCGUCCGUUUGUGCCAAUUUGGGGUCCUUCGCCCAUUUUGUAAUCUUCUCACUGCCAAGGACGACAAGACGGUGUCCGUGGUUCUCGAUGGUAUUCACAACAUGCUAGCGGCCGGAGGAAAAAUGGGCGAACUCGAACAACUCACAAUGCUGAUCGAAGAGUGCGAGGGCUUGGACAAGAUUGAAGAUCUUCAGCAGCAUGAAAAUGAAGUUGUCUAUCAAAAGGCAUUGACCAUUAUCGAAGAGUUCUUCCCGGAAGAGGGUGAUGGUGAAGGCGAUGUUCCGACAAGUACGACCAAUGGCUUCGAGUUCAACACUAAUGGCCAAGCCGCCACAACCGACAGCAAGCCAUUUAAUUUUUAAAGUGAUAUUUGCCUUUCAUCCCGUCUGCCAACUUGAAUUUUCUUUCUGUCACAAGAGAAGUGAGUGAUCGGUCUCUGAUGAAUUAUCUCCAGGAAUGCUGCGACAACUUGACUCGGGGUUUCAAAUACCGCCAUCCGUAUCCUGGUUAGAAUUAUUAUUCCUUGUAGACAUGUUUCGCUUAUGUAGACUCCCAUUAAACAGUUUUUUAUUGGGA
This is a messenger RNA of Tigriopus californicus, 2004 nucleotides long. Its product is annotated as importin subunit alpha-5-like. The record is from RefSeq and is a predicted model, not a curated record. Gene Ontology annotation, molecular function: protein binding; nuclear import signal receptor activity. The transcript is spliced from 6 exons. Gene Ontology annotation, biological process: NLS-bearing protein import into nucleus. NCBI's taxonomy places the organism in Eukaryota, Metazoa, Arthropoda, Copepoda, Harpacticoida, Harpacticidae. Bases 222 to 1790 code for a protein of 522 amino acids. Gene Ontology annotation, cellular component: cytoplasm; nucleus.